Molecule: messenger RNA, 1507 nt
Organism: Solanum tuberosum (potato)
Lineage: Eukaryota; Viridiplantae; Streptophyta; Magnoliopsida; Solanales; Solanaceae
Product: WAT1-related protein At1g09380-like
Exons: 7
Coding region: 312-1409 (365 amino acids)
Cellular component (GO): membrane
Molecular function (GO): transmembrane transporter activity
Source: RefSeq, a predicted model, not a curated record
UUCUCCUUCGAAUACUCCCUUCGAUCCAUUCAAAAAUGACAAUUAUUUUUAAUAAGAACUACAAGUAAUUAUCAAAGUGAACCAGAUAGGGAAUAUUUCCUUAAUAUAUUUGUAAUACUAAUUAGCUAGUUCACCCUCCUAUAAAUAUAUAGUUCCUUACGCCUAUUUAUCGUACACAAAUCAGCAUCAUUCUCCUCCCUUGGCCUUGAAGGAAGAAUUUGAUUCUGACUUCGUAGAGCUUGUGCACCCAUUAAACUAUUGGAAGUAGUGUUUAAUUUGGGCGAUCGAUCGAUCGAUCAAGAAGGUAGAAAAUGGGGAGUGAAUUGUUGGCUUUUGUGGUAAUGGUGAUUGUGCAAUUAGGGUUUGCUGGAAUGAUAAUAAUAUCAAAGUUAGUGAUGGAUGGUGGCAUGAAUCCUUUUGUUCAGUCAGCUUAUAGGCCUAUUUUUGCAACUAUCUCCAUUGCUCCAUUUGCUUUCUACUUCGAGAGGAAAAAUGAAUCCAAGUUGACAGUCUCUGUUCUUUUCCAGAUAUUUUUGUGUUCUAUUUUCGGGAUAACAGCGAACCAAUAUGCAUGGUUCAUCGGCUUAACGAAUUCAACUCCAACGAUUGCUUCUGCCAUUGAUAAUCUAAUCCCAGCUUUCACAUUUAUCAUAGCCGUACCCUUGGGGAUUGAAAAAUUGGGAUUAAGAAGUAUAGCAGGACAAGCUAAGUUUUGGGGUACAAUAGUAUGUGUUGGAGGUGCAAUGUUAUUGUCAUUAUAUCAUGGAAAAGUUGUUAUUGGUCAGUUAGGAUUUCAUUGGAAAUUUGCAGAAAAUACAGGCAAAGAUGUCAAUUCCAACUUCUUUUUAGGACCUUUUUUACUUAUAGUGUGCAGUCUUACUUAUGCCAUUUGGUUAAUCAUUCAGACAAAGGUAAAUGAGAAGUAUGCAGCUCCAUAUACAUGCAUAACUUUGAUGUGCUUAAUGGCAAGUGUGGAGAGUGUCAUUAUUGGCUUUUGCAUCGUCCCUAAACUUUCUGAAUGGGCUUUAAACCCCAUUAGAGCUAUCUCUGUGGUCUAUAAUGGAGCUGUGAGUACAUCAUUAGUAUUUUUCCUGAGCUCAUGGUGCAUCGAGAAAAAAGGUCCUUUAUAUGUCUCGAUGUUCAAUCCGUUGUUGUUGGUUAUUUCUGCAUUUCUCAGUUGGACUUUGCUUCGUGAGAAAUUAUACCUUGGAGUUGUAGGGUCAAUCAUAGUAGUGGCUGGGCUUUACGGAUUUUUGUGGGGAAAAAAGAUGGAGACAAAUGCAGAGGAUAUUGAAGUAAAUAAAGAGAAGAUGAAUCAGUUGAGUAAAUCAAUUGAUUUGGAAUUACAAUUACCCAACUCUAAUGAUCAGAUAUCAUCAGAAUUAACCAAAACUAAACUCCAAAUAUGAGGAAUUGGAGUUGUAAUUGUAACAACUACUAAAAUUAAUCUCUUCCAAUUUGUGUAUCGGACAAUAUAUGAAUAAAACCAUUUACCUUUCGGAUCGUA